Molecule: messenger RNA, 432 nt
Organism: Xyrichtys novacula (pearly razorfish)
Lineage: Eukaryota; Metazoa; Chordata; Actinopteri; Labriformes; Labridae
Source: the annotation of a GenBank genome assembly
AUGACACUCAAUGCCAUGCUUGACAGUGGUUCAGUGGCCUGCUCCCUGAGUUCUCAUGUGCUCAACCUCAUGAUAGAGAAAAAUGUCAUUUCCCCUGACUCCAUUUCUCCCACAUCGGUUGUGCUCAUCGGAUGCGGUGGUUUAACAACCAGACCUGUUGGUGCGUGUGAGCUGAAGAUGAAAGUGUUUGACUGUUGCUUUUCAGUUCCGACACUCAUAGUGGAGGGUCAAAGUGAUGAUCUCAUUCUUGGCAGCAAUGUCAUAAAACACCUCAUUCGGGUGCUGAAGCACUCUGGUGACUUUGAGGAGAAGGUGUCUCUCUCAGAUCAGCUUCCUGAGGAGGGGAGAAGCAGUUCUUGGCUGCUGUUGAGACAUGGAAGGGAGGUGAGUGUCCUGACAAGGUGGGUACUGUUAAGCUCAAACAUGCAGUAA